Molecule: messenger RNA, 1479 nt
Organism: Alnus glutinosa
Lineage: Eukaryota; Viridiplantae; Streptophyta; Magnoliopsida; Fagales; Betulaceae
Exons: 4
Coding region: 1-1479 (492 amino acids)
Source: RefSeq, a predicted model, not a curated record
AUGGUCCAGGAUUUGGGUGCAAAGUACGAUAUACUGUCGAAAACCGUGGCUGAGAAGCAAGUGGCUAAUACAGCUCUUCCCGAGAAAUUUAAGAUUCUGAAUAUUCCCAUCUUCAUGGGCAGUGAGGAUCCGAUGGAGCAUCUGAUGACCUUUCCGUCUCAUACGUCUUUACACAAGACCCUUGAUGUAGUGGCAUGUCGAGCCUUUCCACUCAACUUGUCAGGAAAGACCCGAGACUGGCUUAAGAAUCUUCUACCAAGGGACUCCCUCUGGAGGUUCAACCAGGAGAAGUUGGACACCGAGAGCGCACUUGAUGAUUUUAUCUAUAGUGCUAUCUUCCAAGGACUGAAGAAGGAUGGCCCUCUCAUGUCAGAAUUGGCAUUAAAACCACCAAAGGACUCACACGCCUUCAUGAUCAAGGUUGAUAGGUACAUCAACCAGGAAGAGACACUUCAAGCCUUCUUGGGCCCCCAGGAAAGUCAACCAGAACUUUCUUCAUCCGGGAAGCCCAGCAAGAAGAAAAAGUCCGAGGCAGUGCAGGACAACGACCCCUCGGACUAUAAGAAGGUGAGGAAGAAUUUUGGGGAUCACAAGUGGAUCCCUCUGGAUGCCACUCUCACUGAAGUCAUGAGGGCAAUAGAGAAAGACCCCGCCUUCCAAAGGCCGAAACCCCUCCCAGGGGUGCCACUGGCACGUCUGGCGAAUAAGUAUUGUGCUUUCCACAACUGUAAUGGUCAUCUUACCGAGCAGUGUAUAUCACUAAGGCAACUGAUCGAGAAGUUCGUUGAGAACAGUAAGUUGGUUCGAUUUUUGGUCAAUGAAAGGAACCAGCAGGAUCGAGCUUGGGCCUCGAGGCCGAUAGAAGAAGAAGAAGGAGGCAUAGGAGGGACUAUGCACCGAGACGGGAAGAAAUGCGAGAGAGGGCAAGGGAGCCCACUCUUAGGCCUCGGGCAGAAGAGAGACGUGAAAGAAGCCGGAGUAGAGCCUGAGAGAAUGACAACCUCCCCAUCGUCCAUACCAUCUCAGGAGGAUUUGAAGGAGGAGAAGAGUCUAGUUCGGCUCGGAUGGCUUAUGCCAGACAACUGGACGACUUUGAAGUAUACUCAAUGCAGAAGCCUCCUAAAGGCUGAAGGAAGUUCUGCUGAUAUUCUUUUCAAAUCAGUGUUUGAUCAUAUGAGCAUUCCUCGGGGUAGGGUGGCCUUGGUCAUUUGUCAUUUGUUGGGCUUUGCGGGCGAGAAGGUUUUACCUCUCGGGUCUAUCGAGCUUCCAGUCACCGCAGGAACUUAUUUGAGGCAGAAGGUUGUCAUGGUGAAGUUCCUAGUUCUAGAUAAACCUUCGGCGUAUAAUGCCAUUUUUGGAAGAACUGCUCUUAAUGAGCUAAAGGCUAUCACAUCAACUCCGCAUUUGAGUAUGAAUUUUCCAAUUGCAAAGGGGAUCGAAGUUGUGAAGGGAGACCAGAGGGAAGCUAGAAGGUGCUAG